Molecule: messenger RNA, 3650 nt
Organism: Notolabrus celidotus (New Zealand spotty)
Lineage: Eukaryota; Metazoa; Chordata; Actinopteri; Labriformes; Labridae
Gene: rnf167
Product: ring finger protein 167
Exons: 10
Coding region: 263-1480 (405 amino acids)
Biological process (GO): positive regulation of DNA-templated transcription; protein ubiquitination; ubiquitin-dependent protein catabolic process
Cellular component (GO): nucleoplasm; cytoplasm
Molecular function (GO): ubiquitin protein ligase activity
Source: RefSeq, a predicted model, not a curated record
GUGAGUCACUCUCACAUCACAACACGAAGAGGAGCCAAGGAGCAAGAAGCAAUAACAAACAAACCAACCUAGCAGCAAGCUAACGCACCUCUGGGAAACAGAGUACAUCGACACAGACUCUCAUUUUUAUUCUUACUGCGGCGGAAAAACCUGCCAGUGUUUUAUUUUACAAGUGGACCGUGUAGGAAAGGAUGUUCACUGCCAACAAAGAGGACAAGUAUUAAUCCAUAACUGAGUGUAGUGCAACUGUAAGCGAGCGAGGAUGGUUCAGUCUGGUGUGUGGUGCGCAGGAACUCGGUGGAGUGUCCUUGUUGUGGUCUUCUGCAGCAUACUCGUUCCCUCACCUACACAUGCCUACAUCUACGCUCAUUAUAGCAAUAUGACAUCCAUGUUGUUUGAGGACCUGCCUGCCUUGUUUGGACCCCGACUCCCUAAGGAUGGACUAAUGGGGGUUUUGGUGGUGUCCAAUCCAUUGAAUGGCUGUGCGAUAAUAGACCCUCCUCCCCCACUGCCCCCAACUCAUGAUGCCAACACCACGAAAUUCAUCGUCCUCAUCAGACGCUUCGAUUGCAAUUUCGAUAUAAAGGUUUUGCAUGCUCAGCAAGCUGGAUUCAGUGCUGCAAUCAUUCACAAUAUGUAUUCGGACACUCUGCUCAAUAUGAACUUCAGCAAUGACACAAUCGCAGAUGAGAUUGAUAUCCCCUCGGUGUUUACCAGCUACUAUGCUUCCCAGAUUCUCAGGAAUUUCAUAAUUCCAGAGCAAGGAGCAUAUGUGAUCCUAAAGCCAGAGUUUGCUUUCCCACUCUCAUACUACCUUAUUCCCUUCACUGGAGUCAUCGGCAUGAUCAUCCUCGUGAUGUGUGUUGUCUUGAUCAUACGAUGUGUGCAAUACAGGAAGCGGCUGAGGAAAAAUCGCUUGUCUAAAGAACAACUGAGGCGCAUCCCAACCCACAAGUUCCGUAAAGGAGAUGACUACGACGUGUGUGCUAUCUGUCUGGACGAGUAUGAAGAGGGAGACAAGCUGCGAGUUUUACCUUGUUCUCAUGCCUACCACUGCAAGUGUGUGGACCCGUGGCUCACACAGACCAAGAAGACCUGUCCUGUGUGCAAACAACGCGUCACUCGGAACAAAACCGAGCAAUCUGAGUCUGAGUCUGAGGAAGAGAGCGGAGGACGCGGCGAGGAAGAAGGGACGGAGGGCGAAGGAGACUCCGAGCGCACCCCUCUGCUUCGGCCCUCCAACCCCGGGUCUCCCUCAGGAAGCCCAGGGGCCUAUUCAGCCACCACCACCACCACCACAACCACCACUGCCCAGUGCCUCACCUCGCCCGUGCGCUGCGACUCUCCACUCCUGGAUUACGAAGGCUACCACUCUCCGCUGGAGGACACAGACUCAGACAGCGAUAGCGCCGGGGAAGACAGGCACCACACUGACGACGACACUGCACAGCUGAUUGGUAGGGAUAGAGUGGAGGUCUGAUUUCUGGAACCUAACUGCGAUGAGAUUAUGUAGAAUAAUCCCGAAAAAGGGUGUGUGUGUCUUGCUUCUCACAACACUUUUGUGGUUGGCCUGACAUUUAAUGUAAAGGAAUCUUUUACCAAGUAACCGAAGAAAGGUCGUCUUGAUAGUGUCAAAGCACAUGCAGCACUUCAAUCCAUAAAUUUUACUAAAAAUGAAAAAUGUGGCAUCAACUGAAGUUUUUACCAAAAUGUUCCCCUGUAUGUCCUUGGAGCCCCUUUUAAAUGCAUGUUCUCAUUCAUAACUUGACCACAUUAUGUGUCCUAACCACUAGUGCUGCACACAAAGAAUGGGCCACUCACGUCUUUCUGUAAUCUAAAGUGCUGUAAGAAUAAGCAGAUACUGUUGUUGCUAAAAAUGAAUGAACACUGCGCUUUAAGUGCAGCUUUAGGCUGUCUAUGUAAGGUUACAGCUUGAAGACUGCCUGUUGUUUUAAUCACAACUCUUUUUACCUGACAGUCUUCUUUUUUCACAGCUUUCCCAAACAAAAGUGUGGAAGUGGUGGGAAGUGUUUGUCUUUAAUAUUUUUUAAUCCCUUAAACUCUCAUUUUAAAGCUACUUUUCAGCUCUUUGAAAAAAUUCAUAGUCAUCUUUAACUCCACUAAGUUUUUACUACACUAUAACAGAACACUGCAAAGAUGUUGUACUUCUCUGCUGCUUUUACAUUUUUUUAUGGAUAAUUUUAUGUGGUCAGUUUAAGGAAAAUGCGUCUUAGCUUUAUCCAGUUUGUUAGAAGUUGAGCAAACUCAGGUUCAUAGUAGAAAAGUGAAGGUCAGUGGGUUUGUAAAUGAAUAACAGAGAGAGAGAGAGAGAGAGAGAGAGAGAGAGAGAGAGUUGAUGGAUUUGAUCUUAGAGAUUGUUUUUAUUAGCUUUGGUUUCUUUUUUGAAUCGGUUAAAUAUAGAUUCAUGAAUACGAACCUGGGACCCUCUAGGGUGUUUUUGUUUUUAGCAAAGAAGAGCAUUAUUGCCUUACAUUGGCCUUGCUGUACAUUCAUAUGUUAAAUUAAAUGUUUGGAAACUGAAGGGACAGGAUUCACACUCCUCUGUUUUCCUCUUGUCUAGCCGUAUUUAAUACCGCUCUCAGCUUGUUUCCUCGUCUGACACUUUGCUCCACAUUUGUUCUUUAGAAAGACAAAAAAAAAAUAGAGCGCACGUGUUUCCAUGUGUUUAGGGCUCCGAAUGCGACAGCGUAGACUGCUUAAUUUGCACCUAGAAAUCUGGAUAAGCUCAUUGGCUGUCAAACCACUUAGGGCUUGUUUCUGUACUUUAUAAAGCGACCUGAGCAGGGUCCAAACUGCUGAUUUAUACAAAGAGCAAGACAAAUAGAAAUCUUCAGAAGUUGUUUCAGCCAAACUGUUUCACCUCUUCUGUUAUGUUUCACAGUGUUUACUUUGAUCUCAGACCAGAACUUCACAACUGGAUUUUUUUUUAUGUGUUAUAAUGUUACUGGGUGUGGAACUUUUCUUUAAAUUUACUGUUAUGUAUGAUAAAAAUGAGCGCUGCAGAUGUUUUAACUGUUUAAUCAAUUAAAAUAUCAUGUCCAAGUUAAUUACCCAUACCAGUUUCUACAUCCCAUUGAAAGGGGGACCAUCCCCCCACCCUUCCAAACACAGUAACACAACAAGUAACAACAGAGCAAACAUUGUAGACAGUGCACACAUGAACACCCUCUCUGUGAGGAUUCUGAGUCACAGAUAGGAAUCAGUAGGAAAUCAGAACAUUCCAUCUUUAUACUUCACUGAUGAUUGAUACAAAACACUGAACACUACUCAGUUUUAAUUGGGACUUGUUGGCAAUAGUCGUUAUUGUAAAAUAGAAGUGCUGUUUCCUUUGUUACAGUAAGCUUCAAGUGUCUUUUGUACUGUACCCUCUCUGUUUCGCUCUAUUUGUCUCGAUUUCAGAGACUGUUACGUGAAACGACGGAAAACGAUUCCACCCAUAUGAUUUACCUUCUCCUCCUUCUUUUAGAAUAUGCCUAGUUUAUUACAUUGAAAUAACAAAUGUACAGUGUCAAGUAUGAUUUUCAUGUAUAAAGCAGGUUUGAGAAUCCUUAGGAAGUCUAUACACAGUCUGUGGUAAAGCCGCAUUUAAUGUGUGAUUUGUGGAAGAUUAAAUUGAUCUUGAAAAGGAA